Cygnus olor (mute swan) is the source of this 2562-nucleotide messenger RNA. Its product is annotated as protein FAM71D-like. NCBI's taxonomy places the organism in Eukaryota, Metazoa, Chordata, Aves, Anseriformes, Anatidae. The coding region runs from base 559 to 1572 and encodes 337 amino acids. Gene Ontology annotation, cellular component: nucleus. The transcript is spliced from 6 exons. The record is from RefSeq and is a predicted model, not a curated record.
AUUGCUGAGGGCUGAAGGACACAAAACCACUCCCCCAAAUUAAAUUAUUUUAUUGUUUUUAUAUAUCAAUAUGUAAAUAUAUAUAUAUAUUUAUAUAUAUUGCUUCAGCUCUUUUGUGAGGUGAGCAGGAAGGCAACCUUGCCUGUCAUCUUUGAGACCUGAGGUGACCAGUAUGGCUUGUGGGGGGGCGGAAAGACCACCCCUAAAUUAUGCCUCUGGGGGGGUUUGGCCCCUCCUCCAUCCCCAAAUGAGAGAAAACAUGUAAAAGAACUAGGAAUAACAAUGCUUACUCACUGUAAGUGCAAUUUUGGUGGCGUUUUGUAGGGGAGAGUGGGCAGAAGGUUGGGAGGUUUCAAUGAGGGAGAUGUACUCAUCAUGGCCAACAUGUUGCUGUGUUGUUGAUAUUGCUUGUCUGCCUUUGUAGAUGCUGCAGUUGUGCAGUGUGGAUGUCACUCUGGACCCUCUAUGAGGUGUCGCAGAGUGUCACCUCUUUUGAAUGUGACAGAGCACUGAUGUCACAGAGAUCGCUGAUGUCAGAGUUGCUGUCACUGAUAUAAAAUGCGGUUGUGCAGCACUGAGGCAUCAGUCCCAAGCAGGGUGGCAGCUGUGUGGGUAGAAAAGGUUAAGGCUGAAGCCCAGGAGUACUGUGACGGGGAAGUGAUCCACCUGUCAAGGCCAGAAGAAACCCCCACGUGCUUCUUAGAGGUGCAGUGUGCUGAGAGAGCCAUGUCCCUAGGCCCCCUGAAACGCCUGCUGCGGACAGGGGAGUUUGGCAUCCUGCACAACGCACCGUUGUUUGAGAGCGACUUCUUCCAGGUUGGCUGCCAGGGGGAGAUGCUUCAAGUAACGAAACGCGUCCACAUCAUUACCAUGGGCGUGGCCUGCACUGAUCCCAGUGCAGGGAUGCCUGACACCUUGUUACUGGCUGCCCCUGCGGCCCCUCCAGCUGAGGGACUGGAACUAACCAGGCUGCUUCCACUGCGGUGUGUAAAUCUGGCUGUGCAGGAUUUCUCCGUGGAACGUCUGCAGCUCUGUUUCCACACAGGCCACAGGGUGUAUCUUCAGUUGUGCCCUGGCCCUGGUUUUGAGGGCCUCUUCCUCUGCUGGGCUCUGCUGGCGCGCAUGCUCCACACGCCCAGGGCGCCUGGUCUCCUCAACACACGUGCAGAGGGGGCCGUGCCUACAGAGGAGGCCUCCUCUACGUCAGAAGUAGAAGAGGAGGACAUGACAUCUGGCAUUGUCCUGCCCAUGGUCAAAGCAUCACCAUGUGCAGAAAUUGACGAGACCUCGCCAGCUGCCAGUACCCCAGAGGUCAUUCCAGAGCAAACUUGUGCAGAGCACCUAAGCAGCAACCAGGAUGCCCUGGUGACCAGCGCCACGGAGCAGAAGAAGUUGGUCUGCCACAGGAAGGGUGAUAGGUUGCGGGAAGUGCCAGCAGCAAAGAAGAAGCCUUCCUCUGGUCGCAACUGCAGUCAGAAAGUUGGGACAUUCUGGAGGCGGUGGUGGGCCCACGGACGUGCCGCCACAGCAGGUGUUGCUGAAAAAGCAAAGCCUCCACGGAAGGAGCAAUGAAUGUGUUUUGUUGGAUUUGUGUCUGUGGUUUUGGGGUUAUGUCUGAUAUGGGCCUUGGGCACUUUGUUGCUGUCCUGCGGUUGUUCCAAACCCUGUGACGGGCCCUGCGUUUGGGUCAGGGAAACGGACUGUAGCAGUGCAAGUUGCCCCUGUAACCAAGACGAAACAAUGGAUGAGAUCGAGGCGAUCGGCUCCGGGGCAGGCGCGUUCUGCAGCGGAGCGGGGGAUCGGGACAGGCAGGGCUUUUUUUCCGACAUCGAGGCCGCUCGAGGGAGCCGCCAGGGCCCGGCAGCCCUCGUGAGGGAGGCUGACGAGGCGUAGGCGGAGCCAGCAGCGCCCCCUCCCCGGCCGUUCAAAAGCAGCUCCUAGGGAGCGCGGGCGACCAGGACGGGCAAACAGGGCGGGGCGCGGCAGUUUGCGCGGCAGUUCGGGCAGAGAGGGCAGAACGUUCCGCCCCGCCCAUAAGAACAACACCUUCAACGGCUGUCGACCGCUAACUAGGCGGCAGUGGUCUACAGCAGGCAGAGCGCUCUCUCUAGAAAGUCUGUGUCCACCCAGACUGACCGCCUGCUCAACAAUGUGGCAGUUCAGGUCUCUGGGUGCAGGGAGUGUCUGAGCCUGUUGCUGCCAUCUGAGGCACCGUGUGUGUGAGGUGCUGUGAUAAAUUAGCGGGUGUUUGUUCAUUGUCUCUAAAAGGAAUGCAGAGAAUUUGCUGAGAAGAUAAGGUUUCACAAUUUAUGGCCUUGUUAAGGGGGAGGAUUAAGAAAGUAGAUAGUGGGGAAGGGGGUGCUGGGCAAACAUCCUUGAUGAAAUAAAGACUCUGUGGUCGCAAGGCAUCCUGUUUGCCGCUUCACUACCCCCUUUCCUGAGCACGAGCACAACGCGUGAACACUGAGAGAGGAGCGACGACCCCCAACAACGGACUGCGCAGCCUCAAGAGAUUCAACAGGUCUUGACAAGCUGGAACUUGGAUGCUAUAAAACAGUGACG